UUCUCCAGGGGAUCUUCCCGACCCAGGCGUUGAACCCGUAUCUCUUGCGUCUCUGCAUUUAUCACUAGCGAUUAGUAGCUUAUUUGAAUGCUAAUGCUGAAACUAAAAUAUUCUGGGUUUACAUUUUCAAUCGCUAGUACACUGGGGAGUGAUUUUUUUCCCCUUCAUCUAGUCCAGAAACCACAAUUAUAAUAGUAGGGAGGAUGACAUCGUUAUACAGGACAGGAGACCUCCAAGUAAGGCCAAGAGCAGACCUCUGAAGGAACCGCACGCACACCUGUCUCCCUCUCUGGAGAUGGGAUUUUCCAAGGAGCCUGGCAGCCAGGGGUGGGGAGUGCUGAUGCUAAGGGUUCUUUGCUUUCUAGCAGUGCUUAUUUAGGAAAAAUUUGGAGCAAGUGGAAACAUUGUUUAUAUAUUCAGUUUUCAGAAGCCUGAUUUUAUUUGCAGAACGAUUAAUUAAACUACAUGUAAGGUAUUUAUUUAUGGAGAGAUUAUGUCUCAAGGAAGCUUUCCAUUAAACUGCCAGAUUUAGUCUUCUUGUUCGGUUUAAGCCAUGCAUACUCAGACAGUUGUGUCUCUCUUGUGACCCCAUGGACUGUAGCUGGCCAGCUCCUCUGUCCACAGCCUUUCAGCUGCCUUUUAUUAUCACUCUGAGAGCCAGGGUAGAAGAACACCACAAACAGGAAGGAUAACCUGUGUGGACAGAAGCGAUCCUGAUCAUCUUAACCCCUACCCAGGUGGCUUAUCUCCUAUGAGAGGGAAGCAGAGACGGUGGAGGCCCCCACUCUCCAGGCCGGCCUGUGACUGGACAGCACAGUUGCCACUGACCUCAUCUUCCGUCCUCUGGUCUGAGGUGCUGAGAACAUGGCCUGAAGGGCAGACUGCCCGGCCAGCCUUGUGAACUCUGGGCUUCAGUUUCCUCUCCUGGAAGAUGAGGAUACUGGUUUUGUGAGGAUUCGAUGAGUUGGUGCUUGUAAAGUGCUGGUACAGUGUCAGGCACUGCAGCAGACCCUCCAGUACGAGUUACCUGGUGCCCAGCAGAUCCGCUGCAACACAGAGAAUAGCAGUCUAGGAGGCUGAGAAGCGGUUUCCUUUAGAUGCUGAGAUUAUUUGUACUUGAACGUUUAAGGGUGACUUUGGGUCAUGUGAUCAUAUCAUCAAACUUAAUAUCCAAGUAGUAGACUCUUGUCUAGCUGUUUAGACUUAAGAUAUUUCAGGAAGAAGUGGCUCAAGCUUUUCAGAGUUUGGAGUUACCUGAUCAUCUUCAGCUCUGAUCCCUGUUCGCUUUCUGCAGUCUCCUCACAGCCCUCAUGUGGACUUGAGUUGGGUUUUCCCCCUGGAACUGGAGAAUUUUACAGGCAGAGUCUUAAGCGUCAUCUAGCUUUAGACCCGUCAUAUUCUGCCUUCCCUCCCUGCCCUCCUCUCAUAGUCAGUGCCCCUCUGCCGCCACUGUACGGGAGCUGUAGCCUGGUUCUCCAAGGCUUACAGAACGCCUGCCGUGUGCUCCGUACUGCUUUCAUGACAGGAGGACCACAGCAAGGCGCCACGUCUCUGCCCUUGGAAGUUUGCGUGCUGUUGGGGUGGGGGCUGUGUGUCUGUGUUGUUGGGAAUGAACAUGCUAGGAAACUAGCAUGGGAAUCAGGAAGGCCCAGGUGAGCGUGUGGAGGGAGCUGUUCUUUAAUAGGCUGGCCAGGGGAAGGCCAAACCGGUUAGGGAAUGUUUGUCCAGAGGCUGGGGAGGAAGUAAAGGGGCCAGCCGGUGCCUGGAGGAAGAGCUAAUAAGUUUCCGUGUGGAAAGGCUGGUGGCCUGUCCCAGAAGCAAGGAGACGACAACAGAACUAGAGCAGAGAGUGGCAGAGGAGGAGGUCAGAGAGGUUAUGAGGUGGCGGCAGCCCUCCCAGGCCAGCUCCACUUGGGAUGCGAUGGGGAGCUACUGCAGGGCUUGGACAUGAGGAAUCGACUUAACCUUUAAAAAGCACCACGGCCUUUCCUGCUGGCAACUCCUUUUUCAGCUCCCCUGAGAGGGAAUUUAAAAGGAGGGCUGCUGGCCUGCUGCUGCGCUGCUGAGCAGUAUGCAGUCCUUCCGGGAGCAAAGCAGUUACCACGGGAACCAGCAGAGCUACCCCCAGGAGGUGCACGGCUCAUCCCGGAUAGAGGAGUUUAGCCCUCGCCAGGCCCAGAUGUUCCAGAAUUUUGGGGGUGCUGGUGGUGGCAGUGGCGGCAGCGGCGGCAGCAGCGGUGGUGGACGACGAGCAGCGGCGGCGGCGGCGGCCGCGAUGGCCAGCGAGACCUCCGGCCAUCAGGGCUACCAGGGCUUCAGGAAGGAGGCUGGAGACUUUUACUACAUGGCAGGCAACAAGGACCCUGUGGCCACAGGAACCCCGCAGCCUCCUCCGCGAAGGCCUUCCGGGCCGGUGCAGAGCUACGGACCCCCCCAGGGGAGCAGCUUUGGCAAUCAGUAUGGCAGUGAGGGUCACGUGGGCCAGUUUCAAGCACAGCACUCUGCCCUUGGCAGCGUGUCUCAUUACUCGCAGGAUUACACGGGGCCGUUCUCUCCGGGGAGCGCUCAGUACCAGCAGCAGCCUUCCAGCCAGCAGCAGCAGCAGCAGCAGCAAGUGCAGCAGCUGCGGCAGCAGCUCUACCAGUCCCACCAGCCCCUGCCGCAGGCCGCCAGCCAGCCGGCGUCCGGCGCCUCGCACCUGCAGCCCAUGCAGCGGCCCUCAGCUCUGCCGGCCUCGGCUGCCGGCUACCAGCUGAGAGUGGGGCAGUUCGGCCAGCACUACCAGUCUUCUGCCACCGCCGCCUCCUCCUCCUUCCCAUCACCACAGCGUUUCAGCCAGUCUGGGCAGAGCUAUGACGGCAGUUACAGUGUGAACGCCGGAUCACAGUACGAAGGGCAUAACGUGGGCUCCAACGCACAGGCUUAUGGAACACAAUCCAAUUACAGCUAUCAGCCUCAAUCUAUGAAGAAUUUCGAACAGGCCAAGAUUCCACCAGGGACCCAGCAGGGGCAGCAGCAGCAGCAGCAGCAACAGCAGCAGCAGCAGCAGCAGCAGCACCCCCCUCAGCACGUGAUGCAGUAUUCCAACGCUGCCACCAAGCUGCCCCUGCAAAGCCAGGUCGGGCAGUACAGCCAGCCCGAGGUUCCCGUGAGGUCCCCCAUGCAGUUUCACCAGAACUUCAGCCCCAUCUCUAACCCUUCCCCAGCUGCCUCCGUGGUUCAGUCUCCAAGCUGUAGCUCUACCCCGUCUCCUCUCACGCAGAGUGGGGAGAACCUCCAGUGUGGGCAAGGCAAUGUGCCAAUGGGCUCCAGAAACAGAAUCCUGCAGUUAAUGCCUCAGCUCAGCCCAACCCCGUCGAUGAUGCCCAGUCCCAACUCUCACGCUGCGGGCUUCAAAGGGUUUGGGCUGGAAGGGGUGCCUGAAAAGCGGCUGACUGAUCCCGGCUUGAGUAGUUUGAGUGCCCUGAGUACGCAGGUGGCCAACCUUCCUAAUACGGUUCAGCACAUGCUACUUUCUGACGCCCUGACCCCUCAGAAGAAGACCUCCAAGAGGCCUUCCUCGUCAUCCAAGAAAACAGACAGCUGCCCAAACUCAGAAGGCUCCUCACAGGCCGAAGAGCAACUGAAGUCCCCGAUGGCGGAGUCGCUGGAUGGAGGCUGCUCCAGCAGUUCUGAGGACCAAGGCGAGAGGGUGAGGCAGCUGAGUGGCCAGAGCACGAGCUCGGACACCACCUACAAGGGCGGGGCCUCGGAAAAGGCAGGCUCCUCACCAGCACAGGGUGCUCAGAACGAAGCCCCCCGACUCAGCACCAGUCCUGCAGCCCGAGAAGAGACCGCCUCGCCGGGUGCCAAGGACACACCACUGUCAUCUGAGGGCAACCCAAAAGUCAACGAGAAGACAGUCGGGGUGAUUGUCUCCCGGGAAGCUAUGGCAGGCCGGGUGGAAAAGCCUGGUGGGCAGGACAAAGGCUCCCAGGAAGAGGAUCCUGCAGCCACACAGAGGCCACCCAGCACCGGGGGGGCAAAGGAAACCAGCCACGCAUCACUUCCACAGCCAGAGCCUCCGGGAGGAGGCAGUAAAGGAAACAAGAGUGGAGACAGUAACUCCAACCACAAUGGGGAAGGGAAUGGCCAGAGUGGGCACCCCGCAGGGGGCUCUGGUUUCACAGGCAGGACUGAGCCCAGCAAAUCUCCCGGAAGCCUGCGCUAUAGUUACAAAGACAGUUUUGGGUCAGCUGUGCCGAGAAACAUUAGCAGCUUUGCUCAGUAUCCUACAGGACAAGAUAAAGCGGACUUCACCAGCCACGGGGAGCGAAAGGGUAGAAAUGAAAAGUUCCCCAGCCUCCUGCAGGAGGUGCUUCAGGGUUACCACCACCACCCCGACAGGAGGUACUCCCGGAGUUCUCAGGAGCACCAGGCCAUGGCUGGCAGCCUCGAAGGAGCCACAAGGCCUAAUGUCUUAGUGAGUCAGACCAAUGAGUUAGCUAGCAGGGGCCUUCUGAACAAAAGCAUUGGGUCCCUGUUAGAAAACCCCCACUGGGGCCCCUGGGAAAGAAAGUCAAGUGGCACAGCUCCUGAGAUGAAACAGAUCAAUUUGGCCGACUACCCAAUUCCCAGAAAGUUUGAAAUAGAGCCUCCAUCAUCAGCCCAUGAGCCCGGGGGUUCCCUCUCUGAGAGAAGAUCAGUCAUCUGUGACAUUUCUCCACUAAGACAGAUUGUCAGAGACCCGGGGGCUCACUCGCUAGGACACAUGGGCGCUGAUACCAGACUUGGGAGGAAUGAGCGUCUCAAUCCCAGUUUAAGUCAGUCGGUCAUUCUUCCAGGUGGGCUGGUGUCCAUGGAAACAAAGCUGAAAUCCCAGAGUGGGCAGAUAAAAGAGGAAGACUUUGAACAGUCCAAGUCCCAAGCUAGUUUCAACAACAAGAAAUCGGGAGACCACUGCCACCCUGCUAGCAUCAAGCACGAGUCUUACCGAGGCAACGCCAGCCCCGGAGCGGCGACCCACGAUUCCAUCUCAGACUACGGCCCGCAGGACAGCAGACCCACACCAAUGCGGCGAGUCCCCGGCAGAGUUGGUGGUCGGGAGGGCAUGAGGGGUCGGUCCCCUUCUCAGUAUCAUGACUUUUCAGAAAAGUUGAAGAUGUCCCCUGGGAGGAGCAGAGGCCCAGGGGGCGACCCUCAUCACAUGAGCCCACACAUGACCUUCUCCGAGAGGGCCAACAGGAGUUCUUUGCACGCUCCCUUUUCUGCCAAUUCGGAAAGCCUGGCCUCUGCUUAUCACACAAACACGCGUGCUCAUGCUUAUGGGGACCCCAGUGCAGGUUUGAAUUCCCAGCUCCAUUACAAGAGACAGAUGUACCAACAGCAGCAAGAGGAAUAUAAGGACUGGGGUGGCAGUUCUGCUCAGGGAGUGAUCGCUGCGGCUCAGCACAGGCAGGAGGGACCCCGAAAGAGUCCACGGCAGCAGCAGUUUCUCGACCGAGUCCGGAGCCCCCUGAAGAAUGACAAAGAUGGCAUGAUGUAUGGCCCACCGAUGGGGACGUACCACGACCCCAGCGGUCAGGACGGUGGGCGCUGCCUCAUGUCUAGUGAUGGUCUUUCUAACAAAGGCAUUGAACUGAAGCACAGCUCCCAGAAGUUACAGCAAGAAUCUUGUUGGGAUCUCUCUCGGCAGACUUCUCCAGCCAAAAGCAGCGGCCCCCCAGGAAUGUCCAAUCAGAAAAGGUAUGGACCACCCCACGAGACCGACGGACACGGGCUCGCAGAGUCUACGCAGUCAUCCAAACCGAGUAACGUUAUGCUGAGACUUCCAGGUCAAGAGGAUCAUUCUUCUCAAAACCCCUUAAUCAUGAGGAGGCGUGUCCGUUCUUUUAUCUCUCCCAUUCCCAGUAAGAGACAGUCACAGGACGUGAAGAACAGUAACACUGAAGAUAAAGGGCGCCUCCUUCACCCAUCAAAAGAAGGCACUGACAAAGCGUACAAUUCCUAUGCCCAUCUCUCUCACAGUCAGGAGAUCAAGUCCAUCCCUAAGAGGGAGUCCUCCAAGGACCUUCCAAGUCCAGAUAGUAGGAACUGCCCUGCGGUCACCCUUACAAGUCCUGCUAAGACCAAAAUCCUGCCCCCGAGGAAAGGCCGGGGGUUGAAACUGGAAGCUAUCGUCCAGAAGAUCACAUCCCCAAACAUUAGGAGGAGUGCGUCCUCGAACAGCGCAGAGGCCGGGGGAGACACGGUUACUCUUGACGACAUCCUGUCUUUGAAAAGCGGCCCUCCGGAAGGUGGGAGCGGUGCUGUUCCAGACGCUGAGCUGGAGAAGAGAAAAGGCGAGGUGAUAGCUGAGCUGGCCUGUCCCACAAGCCAGGAGCUGAGCGGAGAAAAGCCUCUGGCCCGGUCUUCGGAGGAGUGGCGCGGUGGUGGGGAUGACAAGGUGAAGACGGAGACGCACCCUGACACGGUCGCCGCUGGGAAGGAGCCCCCUGGUGCCAUGGCAUCCGCAACCUCACAGAAGCCUGGGAGUAACCAAGGGAGACCAGAUGGGUCCCUGGGCGGGACAGCACCUUUAAUCUUUCCUGACUCAAAGAGUGUACCUCCUGUGGGCACAUUGGCUCCCGAGGCAAACCCCAAGGCUGAAGAGAAAGAGAGCGAUGCUGUGACGAUUUCCCCCAAACAGGAGGGCUUCCCCCCGAAGGGUUACUUCCCCUCAGGAAAGAAAAAAGGGAGACCCAUUGGUAGCGUGAAUAAGCAGAAGAAACAACAGCAGCCCCCGCCGCCACCCCCUCAACCCCCUCAGAUACCAGAGGGUUCUGCCGAUGGAGAGCCAAAGCCAAAAAAGCAGAGGCAGCGGAGGGAGCGAAGGAAGCCUGGGGCGCAGCCCAGGAAGCGGAAAACCAAACAGGCCGUUCCCAUCGUAGAACCCCAAGAACCGGAGAUCAAGCUGAAGUACGCCACCCAGCCCCUGGAUAAAACCGAUGCCAAGAACAAGUCUUUUUUCCCUUAUAUCCACGUAGUGAAUAAGUGUGAACUUGGAGCCGUGUGUACAAUCAUCAAUGCCGAGGAGGAGGAGCAGACCAAAUUGGUGAGGGGGCGGAAGGGCCAGCGGUCCCUGACGCCUCCGCCCAGCAGCACCGAGAGCAAGGUUCUCCCAGCCUCGUCCUUCGUGCUGCAGGGCCCCGUGGUGACAGAGUCUUCUGUGAUGGGGCACCUGGUUUGCUGUCUGUGCGGCAAGUGGGCCAGUUACCGGAACAUGGGCGACCUCUUUGGACCCUUUUACCCCCAAGAUUAUGCAGCCACUCUCCCCAAGAAUCCACCUCCCAAGAGGGCUGCGGAAACGCAGAGCAAGGUGAAGGUCCGGCACAAAAGUGCUUCGAACGGCUCCAAGACGGACACUGAGGAGGAGGAAGAGCAGCAGCAGCAGAAGGAGCAGAGGAGCCUGGCCGCUCACCCCAGGUUUAAGCGGCGACACCGCUCGGAAGACUGUGCCGGAGGCCCCCGGUCCCUGUCCAGGGGGCUCCCUUGUAAAAAAGCCACCACCGAGGGCAGCAGCGAAAAGACUGUUUUGGACUCAAAGCCCUCCGUGCCCACCACUUCAGAAGGUGGCCCCGAGUUGGAGUUACAAAUCCCUGAACUACCUCUCGACAGCAAUGAAUUUUGGGUCCACGAGGGUUGUAUUCUCUGGGCCAAUGGAAUCUACCUGGUCUGUGGCCGGCUCUAUGGCCUGCAGGAAGCGCUGGAAAUAGCCAGAGAGAUGUAGAGACCCGAACUUAGACCUGGAGGUUCCAUGGUGGUGCCAUCAGGACUGCAGGUUCCGCUGUCGUCUUUAGUAACAGGUUUCAUAACAGUUGGCCUACUUUUGUUUUUUAAAAUUGAGAUGUAAUUGACAUGUUGAACGUUAUAUUACUUUCAUGACCAAUCUCUUAAAUAAAUCUCAUACUGCCGCUUUAUCUUCUUGUAUUGUACUCACUCACUCUACCAGUGCCCUUUAAGAAUAUUACAUUUCUCUUCCCUUGACCCCAUUCUGUAUUUUCCAUCCCUCUUUUAGAACAGAGAGCUAGCUUGGUAUAUGGAAUUUAGGUUUUCAAUACGCUGCACGUCUGUGUUAUUUCACAAGCCUCCCAGUGAGAUAGGGGGAGAGAAGACACAGUCCGUUACGCUCAGAAUGCAGGCUGGCUUGGCUUCAGUGACACAUGCCUAGGAAGUGCUGUCCCCAGUGAUGUGUUGGUUUUUAACUGUUUUAAAAAGUUAUGCUUCUUGGCUCUUGGAACUGAUGUUCCACUAUGACUGCGAGAUCCUUUUCAGUUUUAUUUGUCUAGCUUUUUUGCUCCGUAAUGUGCUUGAGAACAAAUUAAAGUGACACUGACUUGACUUCCUUUUUUUAGUCUGAUGGACGCUGUUUCAGUCUGUCGGGUCACUUUGGGCCCAGUUUCCCCUCAGGUUCAGCAGCACCUUCAGCUCCGGUCUGCUCGGCGUGUCCUCAGUCCCGCCAUGUGAGAUGAGGCCACGUGUAUUUGACUAAAGACCCAUUUUGGCCCGGGUAUUUAUCAGGUGUUUUGACAAGUGUGAUAUUUUCACAAAAUAAUACAAAGUCUUCAAAACACACUAGUUCCUCUCCCUGUAAGCCUGUCUAACCUGAAAACAGCUGAAAGCUAUAGAACAUUCCUGUACAAACGGCUUUCGCUCUCUUUACAUUUCUGAGUGUCUGUAAGUAAAUAAGGGGCAGUAACAAUUGCCCUCUUACAUCUAACAGGCUAACAUCCCCCUUAAUUUACUUUAAACUGUGACAAAAAACAUAAUUUGACAAGUGUAAAAGUACUAAUGCAUUGAUUACCUUGAACAAGUGACUGCAUGUUAAAAUGUCAAAAACGGGUUGGUUACUUUCUCCUGUUAUCCCUAAAAUAAAGACAUUCUCCCGCAUUCUCCCUGAAUCCCAUCUGUGUGCUCCGUAAGCCAGCAGCCUCGCAAGGGCGCAGCCACCAGCGCGGGGCCUCCUGAGCCGUCCUUUGACUCCUGGCCUCUACCCUCGGCUCCAGCCUCCUGCCUCCCCUAUGACUGUGCCUGCCGUUGCCCCUGCCCUGCCCCGCACGCUGCUCUCCGUCCCCCUCAUCCCUGCAUUAUUCUCUGUCCUCCUCCUCCUCUUCUGUCUUCCUCACACACCACCACCCCCAGCCCCCAGCCCCCACAGCUGGCACAGCCUGUCCGUGGUAACAUUAAGGCACCAAGGUUUGUUCAUCUCUCUGUGGCCAUGUUAUCACGCAGCGGAAGGUUGUGUAAUUAUCUUAUUUCCUAUUCUUCUUAACAUUUUAUCCGUGUGAUAGAUUUCUAUUUUUCUAUUCCUACAUAAUGGCCUUGAGACCAAACCUCCAGAGAAAGGGUUAAUUUUCUUUCAGAAUUUGGCUUUUCUGAAUUCUAGGGACUCUCCUGUGAAACUUGGAAGUUUUUAAUCUUAUUGCUUAUAUUACCUUACACAUUGGAAGAGUUUUCCUACAGUCUGGUUCUUUAUUUCUUUUAGGGGUGGAGGGAUGAUGAGAGAAGUUUUACCCCUGAUUUUUAAAUAAAACUUAUAAGGCUCAGACUAUUCUUUGAAAAUGCUAAAGGACCAUAAAUAAUAUUGACAGGUCACUGUAUAUUAGGCCGAAUAAUUCAUCCCUGAGAGGUUAAACUAGGUAUAUUGUUAAUGUUAAAGAGCUCACAGGAUCAAAUAGCACAUAAAAGUUAAGUAUUCAUUUCAGUUCAGCACGUGUCCGAGUCCAUGUUAGAAAACCAAGAGUCUGACGUUAGGGUGAGCUGAGGACCUCUGUCCCUCGCAGGUGAGGGGCUCUCGGCCCGGCCCCAGGGCUGGGGUGCAAACAGAAGCACAUGCAGGGGCUCCUGGCCUCAGGGAGGCCUGUGUGCUUCCUGCAGAAAGCGGUGCGGUGCCCCACACAACUCCUGCACGACGGAGGUGCGGCGUCCGCGCCCCCAGCCCUGCCCUCCCCACGCCAAGGCCAGUUUCACAGGACCCUGAAGGUCACAGGUGCAGGCCAGUUUCUUCCCAUCUUCCCAUGUAUUGGAAAGAAGUCUGAGAAGGGAAAAUCCAGUCAGCUUACUGGUUGCCCCCAAAGACCCUCCUCCCCUUCCUGCCUUCGCCAUGUGGCUCAGCCACCAUGCGUGCGCGUGUGUGUUGAGGGCUGUGUGGAGGGGGCUAGGUCAGCCCUGGAAUCACGUUGCUUCUGGGGAAUUUCCUAGCUGGUCACUUGCUCAAGCCACUGACCUCUGUACUUGACUUUCCUCACCUGUGAAAUAUGGAAGCAGACGGCACCUGCCGUAAAUCAGUUUGAGCGUGAAACAAGGUGCUCUUUGGAGAGUGCCUGGAGAAGGGCUCGGCCUGUGCCGUGGGCUGGGGUCUGCCCUCGAGCGGCAUUCUCGCGUGUUGUUUUGGCGGAGAUGUAUUCCCGUUGUGAACUCACUCAGUGCUGGUUUGUAUCGUUUCAUCCUAGCACAAUUGGUGGUUCGUCCCGGCAGUGUCCAGAACAUAUCCUCCUGGAUAGCAAAGUGGCCCCGCACAUAAAACAAACAGUUUCUCCUCAUUUUUAUUACUCUUGUGGGAGGCUCUCGUUUGAGGGGAGCAAGGAUUCUGGUAUGUAAGGUGCAGUAUUAAUUACUGUCUCAUGAAAUAGCUUUAGCCCACAUGAACACCCUCAGGAGUUAGACUCCUCAAAGGAGAGGAACAGAAGGAAGAGAAUAAAAUCUGCCUGCACACUAAGUAAAAGCAUUAAUAUUCUUGUGAGUUGGUCAAUGUUGAUAGUGAUUACCUAAGGCCACGUAAAGAGUCUACCUAGUAAUAAGGUUCUUUGAAUAAGCAUUUUUGACAGGUCAGCCCUAUAAACAGAGAUGCAAAAUAAUUCAUGGAAUGAUUUGGGACAGCCACACUCCGUCUCCCACCAAAAAUAGUUAAUAUGUGUCUUGUAUAUGGAUGGCAGAGGCCUCUGUCGUAGCCUUUAAUUUAUGGGCAACGCAAAACCACUGACAGUUUCUAAGCGUGUGUCAUAUGAUCAGGUGUGUGUUGUAUGAAAGAGAUUCAGGAAGGACAUGGGGAGAGAUGAGCAAGCUGACCAGGUGAGAGGCUGUGGCUUUAAUUUAUACAGGAGAUGGUAAGGGCUGAAGAAGGGGUGGUGAAGGAAUCAAAGGAGUGGGCAUAUGCUAACAACGUUUUAGAAUUUAAAGUUCAUAGCAUCUAGAAACUGACUAGCCUGGCAGGUAAGAGACAGUGACCUCAGUGGGCGUGUGAGUGUGAGCAGGGCAGCAACCACAGAGAGGCUGAGAAAGAGAAGGGCGGUCUGAUGCAGACCGAAGAUACUGGUACGAAAGCAGUUCACAGGAGUCAGCACUCUAGGCCUCUUUAAUAAAGACUUGUUGAUUGUAUUUAGCUUUUUGAAUUAAUAUGAAAACUAGGAAACUUUUAAAUCUAAGUUGCAAGAAAGUGGAGGGGAAAUAGGAAAUCAUGAGAUCUGUGUCAUUUUUUAAAAAUCUCAUGUAGCGAACCCUGAAAAGGAGUCAAAGAAAGAAAUUAAGCUUAUCAUUGUAAUCAUUGCCUAAGAUAUGAUUGCGGAGGGAUGGGAUGGGGCAGAAGGGGAAAUUUGCUGGUUUUGGUUUUUGAAUAAUUUUUUCCGAGAUACUGACAUAAUGGACAGCACAGUGGAAUACCGAAUUGCAUAUAGUUACGGUGAGAAAGGGCUGGCUGAUAGAUGGGUCUGAAAAAGGCUCUGUGGUGCAUGGAGGCACCCGUAUUCUCAGGGUUCCAGGAUGUAGCUUAAGCCUUCUGUAUUGAAUUGAGACUAGACAGAGUGCAUGCACCUUACCAGAUGGUCUGUUGGGCUCCGAGGCUCUGUCCACGGACGGACACUUGCCUUUUGAGGGUCUGAGGCAGCUGCACUCACAGGAGACAUGGAGGAGGGCAGCCGGAGAGAGAACCGGGCAGACUGGCCUCGGGGCCUGGAGGAGGCACCUGGCAGGGUCCCUGGGGUCGAAGUUCCCAGCCUUACUCCCCUGUUGUGCACGUAUGAAAUACCAUUUAUAAAGGUGUUACUUAUCUACAUAAAGGUAAAUAAUAGCAGUGUUACUGUUUGUUGUUUUAAUGUGCUGUAAUUUCUGCAAGUGUUCUUGUUGGACAUUGAGGUUUCUGGUUAGUUUACUGUCUGUAUUCUUCAGUCGCUGAGUCCUGUCUGUCUCUUUGUGACCCCAUGUGCUGCAGCGUGCCAGGCUCCUCUGUUAUGCAAACAGAUGAGUAUACAUUUCUAUUCAUAGAGGUUUAUUUAGGGGAAAUUUUUAAGAUGUCCACUACUGAAUCAAAAAGUGGCCAUUUUAUGGUUUUUGAUAGGCAUCAUCUUGUGGUCUAACUGAAGAGGAUCAUACCAAACUGCUCAUCCAUGUGAGUGUAUGUUUCACUACAGUCUCAUGACAUUGGAUAUUUAAAAUUUUUAAAUUUAUUCUUUUUAAUUUUAUUUCUUGUAUUGGUGGUAUGGCUGUUUCCUGCUUUAAAGCUUUAUGCCUGAUGAUCAUUAAUUUAGAACUUUAAAGUUUCUCCUCAGGGUGGUGCCUUUUUUCUGUGCAUCUUUUCCCCAGUCUGAAUAACUUUGGUUACCUGGAAAUGUCAGAUGUGUGAAAGCCCUUUCUUCAGGAGCGCCACCUGAGUGAGGCAUUAGGAAGGCUCUUAGAUGGUUUUCUCAACUAUAAAUAGGAAGAUGACCGAGGGCUGUUGGGGUGAAAUUAACUUCGCUGGAGAUCAGGUAGCUUCCUUGGUGGGUUCCAGACUAUUCCUAGAGGCUUUUGAGUUGUGGUUUUUAGACAAAACAAGUACUGUGGGCUGAUGUCAGUCCUAGGAGGUGUCGCCCCGCGUCAUUUUAGUAAAGAUGUGUUCCUGUCAUUAAGCUUAUUGGGUAGAAGUCAGCCUGAAGAGAAAAUUCCCAGGAAGCCAGGCAGUCUGUAUAUGCUUACAGCUGACACGAGAUGUGAAUAUAUCCACAGCACACUGCUGUGAAGUAAUGCGCUCGCGGGAACGGAAGUAAGGAGCUGCCACAGAGCAGAUGCCUGAGCCAGGGCCCGCAGAGUAGCAGACUUGGAGUCUGAAGUGGUGCAUUCUGAGGGCAGUGACUGCAGCGAUGCCAGCCUUUCUGUCGUUUGGGGUAUAGUUGAUUUACGACAUUGUGUUAGUUCCAGGUGUACAGCCAAGUGAAUCCGUUACACACAUACGUGUGUGUAUAUAGUCCCUUUUUUAGAGUCUUUUCCCAUAUAGGUCAUUACAGAACACUGAAUAGAAUUCCCUCUGCCACACAGUAGGUCCCCAUUAGUUAUCUGUUUUAUGUAUAGCAGUGCGUGUAUGUCGAACCCCAUCUCUGGUGUAUCUCCCUGGCUCACCCCUGGUAACCACGAGUUUCUUUCCUGCGUCUGUAACUGUUUCUGUUUUGUAGAGAAGUUUACUUGUACCUUUUUAGAUUCUUCUUAUAAGCGAUAUCACACGAUACCUGUCUUUCUCUGACUUACUUCAGUCAGUAUGACAGUCUCUAGGUCCAUCAGUGUUGCCGCAAAUGGCAUUACUUUGUUCUUUUUGUGGCUGAGUAAUAUUCCACUGUGUGUGUGAGUGUGUGUGUGUGUGUGUCGUCUUCUCCAUCCAUUCAUCUGUUGAUGGACACUUUGGUUGUCUCCGUGUGUGUGUGUGUGUGUGUGUGUGUGUGUGUGUGGCGUCUUGUUGUAGACACUUUGGUUGUCUCCGUGUGUGUGUGUGUGUGACAUCUUCUCCAUCCAUUCCUCUGUUGAUGGACACUUUGGUUGUCUCCGUGUCUUGGCUGUUGUAAAUCGCGCUGCUGUCAACAUUGGGGUGCGUGUAUCUUUCCGAGUUGCGGUCUUCUCUGAGUAUGUGCCCAGGGAUGGGAUUGCUGAAUCAUAUAGUCGCUCUGUUUUUAGUUUUUUAAGGAGCCUCCAUCCUGUUCUCCAAAGUGGCAGCCCCAGUUCACAUUCCCUCAGACAGUGUAGGAGGGUUACCUUUUCUCCUGUGACAUCAACUUUGAAGGCAUUUAAUUUCUUCUCUGUUUCACUAAGCAGCUAGUGGAAGAGUUUUAGGAAAAUGUAUGUUCAUUUAGCAAUUGUCAGGCAUAUUCCCUGUGACUGGCUCCGUGGAGAUGCCAGGUGGUUCCAGACUUGGAAAAUAGUCUAAGAAGUUUAAAUCUUGGUUCAGACGGGUGUCAGAUGUAGGUCCUUGGUUUACUUGAGAGUGACUUCGUUUUUUCAUUCAAAAAUUGCUUUAAACUGAUUAAGGUACGGAAUAGGAUAAUUGCCAGAUGGUUCUCUUUGCUUGUUUCUUGAUAGAGCUCUCUCUGGAAGGAAUCAAAAUAUAUUAAUGCCUUGAAAAGGCAGCCCUGAGGAACGGGACCAAAGCCACAGUGUGGUUGCCGGUGGCGUCCCUGUGAGUUGCUGCUGCCUCCUGGCAGGCAAGGCCCUGCAGCGCCGCAGACCCCUUCCUCAGGAAAGCCCCUCCCCUCCGGGCACUGCCUCUCCAGCAGGGGAAUUCCUCCACCCCACCCCCACUUUGGAAAAAAGAGAGUUCCUUUUAAGGUGAAUAUGCCAACAAGAUCUCAUCGCUCAGUUCUGGAAGACACUCCAUUCACAGCCUUCCCAUUUAACUCUCAGAAGCCCAGGAAAUGAUCCAGAAACGCACACAGAGAGAGAGACACAUA
Messenger RNA from Bubalus bubalis (water buffalo), 14702 nucleotides. It is a transcript of the gene TCF20, whose product is annotated as transcription factor 20. The coding region runs from base 2072 to 7747 and encodes 1891 amino acids. The transcript has 3 exons. Lineage: Eukaryota; Metazoa; Chordata; Mammalia; Artiodactyla; Bovidae. Gene Ontology annotation, biological process: regulation of transcription by RNA polymerase II. The record is from RefSeq and is a predicted model, not a curated record. Gene Ontology annotation, cellular component: nucleus.